AUGGAUCAACUUCUAGAUGACUUAUUUUGCAAAAGGGGAUCAACAAGGGAAAGAGCACUGUCUUUGAUAACUGAGGACUUUACCAUCAACUAUCGCCAUCAGUUUUCCCAAAAGAAUUUUGCUACUUUACUGUACCGAUUCUUAUAUUCCUUCAAGAAGGGGUCUUCCAAAGAGAUUGCUUUAGCUUCUCAUGCACUCGGAUUGCUGGCUGUCACAAUAGGUUGUGGGGAUGAUGCUCAUGAACUUUACAAUGAGUCACUUCCCUUGAUCUCAAAAGCUCUCAAAUCCGGGACUGAAUCUUCAUUGUUAUCUAUCAUUGACUGUUUGGCUAUUGUGACAUUUGUUGGCGGAAGUAAUUUUCAGGAGACAGAAACAUCCAUGAAGAUGUUAUGGCAAUUCAUUCACCUAGAAUCCGAUGAUAAUGUUGUAGCAAAGAAACAUUCAUCAGCUGUUCUUUCUGCUGCUAUUUCUGCUUGGUCACUUCUUCUCACAACCGUCGAUGGCUGGAACAUUAAUUACAACUACUGGAAAGGAGGAAUUUCUGUCUUUCUGGAUCUUCUACAAGUGGACGAGCCAUCUGUUUGUAUUGCGGCUGGUGAAGCACUAGCUUUAAUAUGUGAAGUUGGUUUUCUUGAGAAAUCUGUCUUUGAUACCCACAGUGCUGAUAUUGGUACAGAUGAAAAGGAAAAUGACUUGUUAAAACAAUAUUCGUCUAUGAAAGAGUUACAAGAAAAAGUAUCCAGACAUGUCAGGAGUCAUUUUCAACAAACUGCCAAUAAGAGUUCAGCCAGUAAUUCUCUCAAUGAACGACACAAAUUUUGUAGGGAUCUUUUGAAUGUCCUAGAGGAUGGCUGUUUUUGUAAGACUGCAUUGAAGAUUGGUAAACAGAGUUUAGAGAUAAAUUCAUGGUCCCAGUUGCUGCAGGUUAACUUUCUGAAACAUAUUUUAAGACGUGGAUUUGUGAAACACAUGCUGGAAAAUGAGUUUCUUCAUGAUGUUUUCAACUUCACGCCGAGAAAAUCAACUUCAGGGAAUGAACUUUAUGUAUCUGAAAGAGAAGAGGCCACUAUUAAGAUUUUUGUGCCUGAAAUCAGAACAAGAGAUGAUGAAGAUUUUCCUGAGAAAAUUCGUAGGGCGCCCAGCUCUGCUUUCCGCAAGGCAAAGACUCAAUUAUUAAACAAGCAGCGUGUCGCAAAAGGUAAAGAGCUUUGGCCAUCCCAUGAUUAA
This is a messenger RNA of Fraxinus pennsylvanica, 1227 nucleotides long. Lineage: Eukaryota; Viridiplantae; Streptophyta; Magnoliopsida; Lamiales; Oleaceae. The record is from the annotation of a GenBank genome assembly.